CUCUAACAUGCUUAACCACAGUGAACUGAUAAUACUUACUCUUGUACUGACUUAUGGCCAAGGUCAUGCAGGUAAAAUAUAUGGAGGCCAUGAAGCUGUGCCCCACAGCAGACCUUACAUGGUGCUUUUGGAGACGAUGGUAAAUGGUAAAACACACCACUGUGGAGGCUUCCUGCUGAAUGAGGAGUUUGUGAUGACUGCAGCCCACUGUCAUGCCGGGCAUCCCAAUGUUUUAUUAGGACUUCACAAUUUCAACAAAAAGGAAAACAUACAGACCAUAUCUGCUGCAAAACUGUUUCCACGCAAAGAUUAUGAUCCAGCUGAAUUCAGAAAUGACCUAAUGUUGAUUAAGCUAAGCUCCAAGGCAACACUCAGCAGCAAUGUCAGACCAAUCGUUCUUGCAGACCAUAAUGAUCCUGCUCCAGAAUCAUGCAUCGUCUCUGGCUGGGGACGCCAUGACAACACUGAACUCAUGUCUGUUGUGCUCAGGGAAGUCAAUCUAACACUAAUCAACAAUGAGUUAUGUGAAGACCAUAACUCAUACUGCUCUGAGGGUGAAAAAAGACCUGCUGAGGGAGACUCUGGUGGUCCACUGGUCUGUGAAAAUGGAAAGGCUUAUGGGGUGGUGUCCUCGUAUAAAACAACCACAAAUGGACAGAAAAUGUCUUAUUUUACCAAGAUUUCUGACUAUAGAGAAUGGAUUGAUUGCACCAUGAAAUAUAACUCCCUUCAAAAAAAUCUCUAAAACUGUUUGACAUUUAUUUGGGUGGAUCACAUAAUUUCAACUGUAAUUAUUCGAGCUUAUCUUCAGAACUUUGAAGAGCUGAUACCUGAGAUUUUUUGGUUCAAAACAUGACAAAACAUAAAUAAAUAAAUAAAUAAAACAUAUGACAUAGACAGUAUAUGUGAUAUUGUAGCUUUAUAUAUCUUUUUUUUUUUCUACUUCUUCUUUUUUAUUAACCAUAAUCUGCUAGUUCAUCAGUUUCUGCUCAUCUCCUAUUAGUGUGAAUUUAACCUACAAAAAGGACGACACUGCCCCCUUGUGGAUAAAAUAUGCUUUUUCAACUUCUGUCAUUGCUUACAAGCUCUACAUCCUGUGCAUUUGAACCAAAGUUUUAACUGAGCUUGUAAUGUAAUGCAUGUUGAUAACACACAAAGGAAAAAUUCACUUGCUUUAAUAUAACAAAUAAAUAAAAGUUCCAUAAUUUGUACCAAGUCAAUGUCAUGUUUUCUGUUUUAUGUAUUAUAAGGUUCACUUCAUAGUACCACACGGAUGUUUCUUAUUCACACCCCUCGGUUUAAACCUUAUUUCAAAAGCACUGAAGGAGCUGUAAUUUUACAACAACUUGCGGAAUUCAUUUUAAUUGAGAUGAGUGUUAAAGAUGGCUCACGCACAGGU
Molecule: messenger RNA, 1399 nt
Organism: Sphaeramia orbicularis (orbiculate cardinalfish)
Lineage: Eukaryota; Metazoa; Chordata; Actinopteri; Kurtiformes; Apogonidae
Product: granzyme B(G,H)-like
Exons: 5
Coding region: 8-745 (245 amino acids)
Biological process (GO): proteolysis
Molecular function (GO): serine-type endopeptidase activity
Source: RefSeq, a predicted model, not a curated record